CGCUUCGCUCUUUUCCAACAGCGACGCAACGAGCUCGUAACGCCCGUACCCUCGCACGCGCGCAGAGAGAGAGAGAGAGAGAGAGAGAGAGAGCAAGUGAGCAGAGAAGAAGAGGAAGGAGCGAGAAGCCUGGGAAGGGAGAGCGAGCGCAACCGAAUCGAUAUGAAGCCGGAGAAGGCAGCGGUGGCCGUGGCAGCCGGCGGCGGCGGCGACGAGUGGCGGUGCCGGAAGCACCCGGCCGCGCCGAGAUCCGGCGGUGGGGUGUGCCCGUACUGCCUCCGCGACCGGCUCCUCCGCCUGUGCCCCAACUGCGCACGCGUGCGGCCCUGCCCCUGCGCCGCGUCGUGCGCCUCCCCGUCCUCCUCCUCGGCGUCCGGCGACGCGGUGGGCCGCGUGCACAGCCUCAUCGAGCGGGAGCACCGGAUCGCGCGCUCGCGGUCCGUGGCCGCGGGCUCCUCCGCCGCGUUCGUCGCCGCCGUGGGUGCCCCCUCCGCGGCGGGGCCCACCUCCGGGGGCGGCAGGCGGAAGGCGCGCGUCUGGGGGUGGCCGCCGUUCUGGAAGCCCGCGUCGCGGGACGGGGACGCGGGGAUGGGGGAGGACGAGGAGGAGGGGCUGGGCCUGCCGCGCUCGAGCUCCGUGUCCGCGACGGCCGUGGAGACCAAGACCGCGGCGGCGGCGGCGCGCGCGAGGUGGGGGUGGCACUUCCCGAGCCCGCUGAAGGCGUUCCGGCACCGGAGGUCGUCGGCGAGCGUGGCCGGGCGGGCGUGAGCGCCAAGGUACACCGCCCCCUUCUGGAGAUGGCCGGAAAAGCGAUUCGCGGGUGGGGGUCAUGUGGCCGGGGAUGGUUAAUUAUUAAUUUUAACUGUAUAAGGCGGUGGAUUAGAGGAGGAGCGUUGGAUCUCCUUUUUCUCCUUUUGUUGUGGCGUGCCGCUAAUUCCAUGAUUAAGUUAGACGGGGAUGCGAAAGCCUGCGAUCUGGGCGGGAUGUGUGCAUAUGCUAGUGGGUGAUCUCCUCAUGGCUUCCCUUCACCUUUUGUAGUGUGCUUGUACCCGACUCUGUAACACACCAAAUUGGAUAUUUUAAGCUCUCCAAUUUGUUCUGGCUUUUUUCUGUACUGCCACAUUCGCCCUCA
This is a messenger RNA of Panicum virgatum (switchgrass), 1132 nucleotides long. RefSeq lists its product as uncharacterized. The record is from RefSeq and is a predicted model, not a curated record. The transcript has a single exon. Lineage: Eukaryota; Viridiplantae; Streptophyta; Magnoliopsida; Poales; Poaceae. The coding region runs from base 163 to 768 and encodes 201 amino acids.